Molecule: messenger RNA, 1624 nt
Organism: Filobasidium floriforme
Lineage: Eukaryota; Fungi; Basidiomycota; Tremellomycetes; Filobasidiales; Filobasidiaceae
Exons: 5
Coding region: 308-1411 (367 amino acids)
Biological process (GO): protein deubiquitination
Molecular function (GO): cysteine-type deubiquitinase activity
Source: RefSeq, a predicted model, not a curated record
AUAGCAUGUAAAGCCUGUACCGAAGCUCAGGGUCCAGACUCAUAACAUCUCGGCCAGCUCUCUGACCUCUUUCUCACAUCUCGCUAUCGUCAAGACCGACCUCGUCCUCGUUACGACAUCUCCAACCUGUCACCGCACGAUUCCUUUGGAUCUCGUUAUCUUUCUUGAACAGUGAGCCUCUGCCGAGCCGCUGGAGACUAUCGUCUUCCUUUCGAGUCGAAGAUUAGACAAGGUUCUGCGGCUGACCCCGUUAACCCUGCAGUAGCGCUGGAUCAUCCGAACCAACCCUCAAUAUACGUCCACCAUCAUGCCUGGAGCUAAACGAAGAGCUUUGAAGAAGCUCCUUUCUCCUCACUCCGGACCGAAAGAGAGCCACCAGAGUUUCCCCACUGGCACUGAACAUUCCAACGUGGAUCCUAUCGCUGUUCCCACUCUCUCGCAUUCUCCGGUACAGAGCGUCGACGGUCUGGCAAGCACUACGACCAGCCUGCGAGACCUCAGCGUAUCACCCCUUCCUCCUUCAGCUGCGGACCAAGGCUCAGUGGAGCUUCAACUGGUAGACGAGAUGCAAAACAGAGAGAACGUCAUCGGGAGCGGUCAUGCCAGUCUGGCUUCUUCGCCUUCGAACACGUUGUCGCCCCCAGCAGCCACCCCUUCGUCAGGCGGAGGUUACACUGUGGACGACUUGUUGAACGCCGGGACGGAUGGGAAGGGAAAGAAGAAGAGUAGUAAACAGAGAUUCCUGGAACGAGAGGCGAGAAAAAAGGAAGAGCGUGCUGCUGCUGCGCCUCAGGUGGAUCCGGCCGAGUCGAGCCGGUUGGAGAGGGAGAAAGCCGAGGAAGCCGAUAUCAUCGGUCGGACAUGUCGAGAACUCGGUGUAGAGCUUCAUGAGAUCGACCCAGAUGGUCAUUGCAUGUACUCUGCCAUCGCAGAUCAACUUUACCUGCUCGGUCUCACCAAGCAGCCUUCAUACCAGAUCACCCGACAUGCCGCCUCGACGUAUCUCUUGGAGAACCCGGACUCGUUCAUGCCGUUCGUGCCCAGUAUCAUGGGUGAAGACAUGGCCGGUGCGGUAGAGGAAGGGGGUAGCGAGAAGGUUUACGCGGAGUACUGCAAGCGAGUAGAACAGAGUGGGGACUGGGGUGGCGAGAUCGAGAUCCAAGCUUUGUCGAGGUAUUACAACGUUCCUAUCCAUGUCAUUCAACGUGGCCCACCAUUCAUCAUCUCCCACGCACCGGGCGAGGCUGGAAACGGUACGUUGAGCUCGGAAGAGAGUCUAAAGCAGGGAAAUGUCGUCAGGAUCAGCUAUCACAGGCGGAUGUAUGGUCUGGGAGAGCACUACAACUCGCUGCGUCCUGCUCGUAGGCAUAGCGAUCCUGUAACCAACGGACACACACUCCCCGUCUCGUGAUGUUGCUGCGUUUCCCGAUGUAUAUGCAGCAGAUGACAUCUUCGAUCGCUCGCUGCUCUCACACGUCGUAUCGUGACCGUAGACUUUGCGUCGACCGUGCUCAGAUCUUGCUUUGACCUUCGGACAUCGCCUUGAACUGUACUUGUGUUGCAUGUGUCAUGUGUCAAGCAUAUGUUCCAUUCAGCAACAACAGUUAGCGUUCACACAGCGCAA